UACAGGAAGUGGAGGAUAACCUCCGCAGUUUGGUUUGUGAUUGGUGUGUUCGUUGUGGUUUUCGCUUUGUUUUGUGUGAUGUUUCACAAUGUUUUGCGCAGGUUAGUGACAGAAACGGUUGAUGUUCGCCGUUACGCGAAUUAUACGUUUCUGUUACGGAGUCUAGGGGCUGUUUCUGUGUCUGCGCGGAGCUUUUCGGACGUGAAGGACGAAGCUCAGCAGCAUUUCGACGUUUCUUUGCUGGACUUCCUCGUAUGUCCUCUGUCCAAAAAACCCCUCAGGUACGAGGCUAAAACAAAUGAGCUGAUCAACGAGGAGCUUGGCAUCGCGUAUCCCAUCAUCGACGGCAUCCCCAACAUGAUCCCUCAGGAAGCCAGACUCAUACAGAAAGAUGCAGACACUCCGGUGAUGCCUGCAAAAGACUAACAGCUGCUCCACACAAAAAGUCACCUG
Molecule: messenger RNA, 453 nt
Organism: Thalassophryne amazonica
Lineage: Eukaryota; Metazoa; Chordata; Actinopteri; Batrachoidiformes; Batrachoididae
Product: protein preY, mitochondrial-like
Exons: 2
Coding region: 79-426 (115 amino acids)
Source: RefSeq, a predicted model, not a curated record